AUGGCACAAGCAGUACCUAAAAGAGAAUCUGCUCAGAAAGCAUAUCUUGAUGUUAUUCGAACAACACUUCAAGCAGCUUUUUGUAUUGAAAAUUUUGAAUCACAACUUGUCGAACGUCAUAAUAAACCAGAAGUUGAAGUCAAAUCUAAUAUAAAUUUAUCACUUAAUCCAGUUACAAUAAGUCGUAAUCCAGAUCAACGUGUUCUUAUUGAAGGUUCUAUUAAUUCGAUUCGAAUCAGUAUUGCUGUUAAACAAUCAAAUGAGCUAGAAAAAAUUCUAUGUAAACGGUUAAUGCGUUUUAUGAUGCAACGUGCUGAUGAUUUUUAUAUACUUCGUCGAAAACCAAUUGAAGGAUAUGAUAUAAGCUUUUUAAUUACAAAUUUUCAUGCUGAACAAAUGUAUAAACAUCGUCUUGUUGAUUUUAUAAUUUAUUUUGUUGAAGAAAUUGAUAAAGAAGUUAGUGAAAUGGUAUUAGCAGUUAGUUCACGUGGACGAAUGGCUGCAGAUGAAUUCUUUAAAAGAUUUAAUUGA
Molecule: messenger RNA, 531 nt
Organism: Adineta steineri
Lineage: Eukaryota; Metazoa; Rotifera; Eurotatoria; Adinetida; Adinetidae
Source: the annotation of a GenBank genome assembly